Colletotrichum phormii is the source of this 1047-nucleotide messenger RNA. RefSeq lists its product as uncharacterized. The transcript has a single exon. The record is from RefSeq and is a predicted model, not a curated record. The coding region runs from base 160 to 1005 and encodes 281 amino acids. Lineage: Eukaryota; Fungi; Ascomycota; Sordariomycetes; Glomerellales; Glomerellaceae.
GUCCCGUUGGUGCCAACCCGGUGCGGAGACGCGACAUCGACUGUAGAUAAAGUUGAGAACAAUGGGCACCGCAGCCAUCUACUAUUCAAAUGGAUCUUUCAUAGAAGUCGGCUCAAUCGAGGGUAACAAACACUACAAGGCCUUCAUGCGGCGCAUGACAUGCGCAGCAGCAAACCGCCUUACGCUACACCUGACUUGGCCAUAUGCCGGUUCAUCCCUCCAAGCUUCCAGGGAAUUUUCAACGUUUGCACCCCGCCAGCCGCCAUUGCCAGCACCGAGAUCCUCCUACACGCUCUUCAGUCUUCCGUUGCUGCACACCUGGGCACAUCCUUCUGCUACGCAGAGCUGAUACUGCACGAUCCUUCCCAAGGAGACGGAUAUCAGCGAGAUGGUGUGCAGGAAUCACUGAAGCGCAUCGGCCUCCGUCAAGCAAUGAAAGGCGUACCGGCCCUGCCGGCUUCCAGUCUCGCUGUUCAUGCCAACAUCCAAUUCCCAAUUCCCAGGACAGAUAUACCUCAAGCGGCGCUGUCGAUAGAAUUCAGUCGUUGGGGGAUGAGCACCGCGGUUUUCUGCGUGGAUGAGCUGGUUCUCGAGGAGCAGCGUCACAAAACCAUUGCAUUCUCCGACGAGAAGAACGCGAGUGGCGCAGACGACAGCCCAGAGGAGGAUGCCGCGAGACUAGCGGAAGCGAGCGAGGCGCUGCGCCGUAUCUCCACACCGCCCCUGGGAUCGUGCUCUGGUGUUGGCGACAUGCUGGAUGAGAUCCAAGUCCUAAUCCUCCACGGUGAUUCGGUCCGAGAUGCUGGCUUCGUGGAGUUGUUGAUAGACCUAUUUGGGAGUAGGCUGGUUGAAGAGGCGUAUGAUUUUGACCCUAUCUUCGCACCUGCAGUGGCAGGAGCUAGAGCAUCCCACGAGAACAUGGAUCUGAUCAAUUUUGAGGAGCCUGCUGCGUUUGGAUGUCGUUGGAUGUCCAAGUUGUACCGUGAUCGGAACCAAGAGUUGUAGGAAUGAUUGAGAUUGGCGCUUGGCAAGCAUGCGAUUACUCAU